ACUCUUCCUUAGUCCCGGAUUAUACGUCGUACAGUGAAGUACGUACAGCGAAAGCUCGUAUAACCAUUUAAAAGUUGAGUGAAUUUUUCCUCAAGCCUCCAAAACACGUGUUUCGCUGCAAGUGUAGAAAACAAACGAAUCAGAAUGCCGCUCGCCAAGGAUUUCCUGCACCCGCUUCCGGCCGAGGAGAAGCGCAAGCAUAAGCUGAAGCGCCUGGUGCCCCAUCCGAACUCGUACUUCAUGGACGUCAAGUGCCCCGGAUGCUACAAAAUCACGACCGUGUUCAGCCAUGCCCAGAGCGUCGUAGUUUGCACCGGUUGUUCGACGAUCCUGUGCCAGCCCACGGGUGGAAAGGCCCGGCUCACGGAGGGAUGCUCGUUCCGCAAGAAGCCCUACUAAAUUUAAGGUGCCGAAUGAUCUGGAAUCUGCCGCUAUUCCGACGAGACUGUUCGUCCUAGAGGAUAAGAGUUUGCUGCGCCCGUGCGAAGGAUUUUCAUCGUCGUCGCGGUUGAAUCCGACGUGUGAAGUGCAGUGAAAAAGGUGAUUUUUAAUGAAUAAUUUUGUUGGUUUAUAGCAUAUGUAAUCGGAAUCGCUGAAAUCGAAGGAAUAAAGGAAGAUUUUGGAAACGGAGGAGCCACAGAAA
Molecule: messenger RNA, 643 nt
Organism: Aedes albopictus (Asian tiger mosquito)
Lineage: Eukaryota; Metazoa; Arthropoda; Insecta; Diptera; Culicidae
Gene: RpS27
Product: small ribosomal subunit protein eS27
Exons: 1
Coding region: 145-399 (84 amino acids)
Biological process (GO): translation; ribosomal small subunit assembly
Cellular component (GO): ribosome; cytosolic small ribosomal subunit
Molecular function (GO): structural constituent of ribosome; RNA binding
Source: RefSeq, a predicted model, not a curated record